Messenger RNA from Daphnia carinata, 2839 nucleotides. Its product is annotated as interference hedgehog-like. The record is from RefSeq and is a predicted model, not a curated record. NCBI's taxonomy places the organism in Eukaryota, Metazoa, Arthropoda, Branchiopoda, Diplostraca, Daphniidae. Gene Ontology annotation, cellular component: axon; plasma membrane. Gene Ontology annotation, molecular function: protein binding. Gene Ontology annotation, biological process: axon guidance; cell-cell adhesion; nervous system development. The transcript is spliced from 12 exons. The annotation marks the transcript as partial.
ACUGCUGUGAGGGCUGUCACGAUGACGUCGGGAGUGUCUUUCGUCCGCUCACCUCAACCGAUCGUGGCGCCUCCCGGCGAUCGAGUGGUCUUUGAGUGCGAGACCAACGUUCCACCCGAACGGGUCGUCUGGCUUCACAAUGGCGCCGAUAUGUCAGCUCAUUACAAUAACAGUGGAGCUUCUUCCUCUUCCAAUCGCCGUAAAGGCAGACGGGCCAUCGACGAAGAGGCCGCCUCAUUUCGAAUGCGAGAGGGUGAAGGGUCUCCCAAAUCGGCCGUUCAUCUCAUCCUCAGGAUUAGCAAGAAUCCUCACCGAUAUCGACAGCAGGCUGGAGACUAUCAGUGCGUGGCUUGGUUUGGAGCUGUGGCCUUGACGUCGUUACCUGCCCGCUUAUCCAUCGCUGUGCUCGGCGAUUUUCCUCAUUUACCUUCGUCGUUUGUGACGUCAUUGGAUGCAGAGUCAGUUCAACCAUCUGGACCGGGCCGGCCGACGUUGAGAGACAACAAUGGCAGUGGGUUAUCGACCAGUGGCAGCGUCUACGUUCUGGAUGUGUUUGCCGGCGAAACGGCCGUCCUUCCGUGCCCUCCACCUCCAUCCGACCCGCCUGCCACACUCACCUUCUUCAAGGAUGGCAAGCCCGUCAUCCAUAACGAUCGCGUGAGGCUGAUGGUAUCGGGUAAUUUGCACAUCAUCAACGCCAGUUCGGCGGACCAAGGGCUUUAUUCGUGCACGGCAGCCAACCACAUCACGGGCGAGCUGAUUGAUGGUCAGCGCGUUCUCAAGUUGGUGGUCAGAGGAGCUCCCGUUAGAACCAAACCGGCGACAAUCACUUGGCAGCCGGAAGAGAGAUACAUUAGCCAAAUUGGCCAUAACGUAACUUUGGAAUGCGCCGUGACCGGCUGGCCGAAACCUCAGAUCCGAUGGAUCCGUGAUGGCAACCUACCACUUCCUGUCGGUCGUUCCUAUUACCUGGGAGGUGGAGCCCUGGUCGUCACCGGCCUGAUGGACCAGGACGAAGGUGGUUACAAUUGCGAGGCGUCGAAUGCGGCUGGCCCGCCUAUUCGAUCGCCGACUCUAUUGCAACUGACCGAACCGGUUGCAAUCAUCAAGUCGCCCAAAGAUUCCCGGGUGGAAGAAGGAGCUCAAGUCGUUUUGGCUUGUGAAGCUCGAGGACGGCCUCCACCUCAACACUAUUGGGUCUUUAACGGCAACGCGUUGAACAACGAUACUCACGUUAUCAUUACAGAUCAACAAUUGACUAUCCUCAACGUUACCAAGCGUCAUGCUGGCAUCUUUCAGUGCUUCGUGUCCAAUUCAUUAAGCAAAGUCGACGGCGGGGCGGCCACGCUGGAAGUGAUCCCUCGCUCUAAAGUCGCCUCGUCGCUGUCGUCCAGCUCGUCGCUGACGGCGUUCUCGGACGAAGAGGACGACGAUGAUCUCGACGCGGAUAGUUUCUUCGAUCCGACGGUGGCGCCGCCGCCGUUAAAACCUACGCCCGAAACGUCGGAGAAAAAGGGCAAAGCCAAAGGAGGCAAAAAUCGACCUAGAGAAAUGAUACCGCCUACUCGACCGAAUAUUACUCGCUUGACGGAUGAGUCGGUGAUGGUCCGCUGGUCGGUUCCGCCCAACGAAGGAUUGCCCAUCGAAUUUUUCAAAGUCCAGUAUAAAGAAGCGGAUAAACGAGGAUCACGCUGGAAAACCAUUGAUGAGGACAUCCCCUCGCACAUCCGGAGUUAUGAAGUGUCCGGCCUCAGAUCCGGACAGACUUAUCGGUUCCGGAUAGCCGCCGUCUACUCCAACAACGACAACAAACUGGGGCCCAACUCUGGCCGUUUUCUGUUGGAGAAAGAAGCGCCAAAGAGAAAACCCGGCUUCAGUCCAGUCAUUGAAAUAGCCGAGGCCGUCAGUCAGUCCGCCAUCAUGAUCCAGUGGAAGUAUCCCGAAUUGGACAGCGUUCCUCUUGAGGGCUUCUUUAUUUAUUAUCGUUCGACGACCAGUGCCGGAGAUUACACCAAGGUGACUGUGCUGGGCGGUAACACCCGCACCCACAUUGUCACCCAUUUAUUGCCCGAGACCCAUUACGACCUCAAGAUGCAGGCGUUCAACAUGCAGGGUACGUCAGAAUUCAGCCGAAUUGUGACAGCCAAGACGCAGAGUUCGACGAUCUUCACGCCUUCGUCUUCCACGAAUCGACAGCACAAUGGAAUGCAUCGAGAUUCCGACACGAGCAACAGCAUCGGCCCGUUGGAUGUGGUCAGCUCAGAUACGGCAGUCACGAACGACACCCUUUACGUCGUGCUCGGCUCCGUCCUGGGUGGUCUCACUGUCCUGGUGGUCCUCCUGGUCGCCCUCUAUCACUGUCGCCAAAGGAGCGCAGAACGAGAGCAUGAUCGUUCCGUAUGGAAUGGCAAAGCCAUCACGAACGAGAACGGCAAUACGAUCAGCGUGUCGCCCAAUCAUCACUACGUUCACCAUCAUCACCACAAGAUGCACAAUGGAUUCGUCGAUCAGCAGCGGCCCAUCUAUUCGACCGACGGCCAGCACGCGGACAAUGACGACACGGCAGAGACGUCGUUUUGCCAACGGACGCUUCAACAUCGUUCGUCGGGAGAUUUGCUACGGUCCACGGACAGCCUUUCGCGCGGCUCGUUGAAACGCGGCUACGUGCGCAACGGGUCGACUCCCAGCCUCCACCAGCAUCCGGCAAACAGGAAAGUAAUCGAUUCGAAUACUUUACCUUUACUCAUGCAUCAUAAUAAUGGCCGUCGUGAGCCGUGUAUGGACGACGCCGAAUGGGAGGCGUCUGUCCCGCCGGCCGACAGCGAAAAAUUCAUUUGAA